Molecule: messenger RNA, 954 nt
Organism: Schistosoma turkestanicum
Lineage: Eukaryota; Metazoa; Platyhelminthes; Trematoda; Strigeidida; Schistosomatidae
Source: the annotation of a GenBank genome assembly
AUGUCAUCACGCAAUCGAUCAAAAAGUCGAACAUAUUAUUCACAAACAGGUGAUCAUUAUGUGGAUAGCAAAUCUAAGCAGUUACUCUUCCAGGAAGCUCAAGUGUGUACAAUGGGAAGAACUUUAUUGAAAAACGGUGAAGCAUUUGAUCCAAACGCAGCUGAUACUUUAAUAGAGAAACACUUUAAACGGCGAAAAUCCCAUGGUUCAAUGUACUGUUUAGUUGACAGAGUAAGAUUCCAAAAAAGCAGAUCGACUGGUUCAAGUUCAUACAGACCUGAUCUAACUUACAGAGAAAUUGUCAGCUUUUAUGAACAUAGAAGUCGACCCGAUUGUUUCACAUUAGGAAUAGAAGAUGAGAGAACUGGCAGACGUUCCUAUGAAUCGUAUAAAUGUAAGAGACCUGAAGACGUCGGUUUACUACGCAAUACAAUUCUUAAAGCACAACAAGAUCCACAUUUUCUACUAAAAGAUUCUGCAGCGAUCCGUCAAAUUUCAGUAUCACCAACAUACUAUCACAAUGCUUCACCUCGAAAUGGUCCAGUUACAGUGAUUACUGUUCCAUCAGAUCACAGCAGAACGUAUGAGAGGCCUGUUCGAUCCCCAUCACCAGUGUACAUUAGACCUGUGACUAGAACAAGUGUACGUCGUUCGCCUUCACCAGAAGACGUCUAUGUAUAUCGUAACAGUCGACCAGUUAGUAUUGAACGACGAUAUGAACCAAACGAUCGAAGCAGACCACGUAGUGUGACAAGUUAUAGGACAACAUCUAGUCCAGGGUUAAAUGAUGAAGUUACUUAUCUGAAAGUAGAUAAUCAAGCUGGCGCUCAGGUAACUUCUCAUGGUCCAAUAUACAUGUAUGUAUCAAGAACAAGACCUACAGAUGAUUUAAUCUCAUCACCAGAUGUAUCAAGCUAUCAACCAACAAGGAGAAGCAUCUAUUAUAACAGAUAA